Messenger RNA from Zonotrichia leucophrys gambelii, 1060 nucleotides. RefSeq names its product cytochrome b5. Lineage: Eukaryota; Metazoa; Chordata; Aves; Passeriformes; Passerellidae. The record is from RefSeq and is a predicted model, not a curated record. Gene Ontology annotation, molecular function: heme binding. The coding region runs from base 41 to 481 and encodes 146 amino acids. Gene Ontology annotation, cellular component: intracellular membrane-bounded organelle; mitochondrial outer membrane. The transcript is spliced from 5 exons.
CGGGUCAGGGCGCGCGUUCCGCGGAGGCGCGCCGGGCAGCAUGGAGGGCGGGCGGCGCGGAGAGGCCGCGGCGGCGGCGGCGGCCGGGGACGGGCCCGCGCCCGUGUUCACCCUGGAGGAGGUGGCGAAGCACAACACCAGCCGUGAGGCCUGGCUGGUGAUCCACGGGCGCGUGUACGAUGUCACCCGGUUCCUGGACGAGCACCCAGGUGGAGAAGAGGUGCUGCUUGAGCAAGCUGGCAGAGAUGCCACUGAGAGCUUUGAAGACGUGGGGCAUUCCACAGAUGCCAGGGAGAUGCUGAAGCAGUACUACAUCGGAGAGGUGCACCCGAGUGAUCGUGAAAAGCAAGGUUCUAAGAAUUCAAGUAGGACAUCCUCAGACCAAACCAGUUCCUGGUCGACAUGGCUGAUCCCCAUCUUUGGAGCACUGGUUUUAGGUUUAAUGUAUCGUUAUUACAUGGCAGAUGGGAAAAGCUCCUGAGCUGGCCUUGCUGGGGCCUCAGACAGCCUGAGAAGAGGGAGAGAGAGUGUGUGUGUGCAACACGUGGAGUUCUGCUGCCCUUAGCCUUCCCGCCUUGCUUUUAGCUCUGAGUCUGUCAAGUGAUGUUGAUAUCCAUGGGACCAAGCUAAUUCCAAACUCUGUCCUAACUCUGGGACCCACAGAUCUGUUGUACUUCCCUCUUGCCGUGGCAGGGAAAGAGGAACUCCUGUUAUUCCCUGCCCUUGGCGUGGUGUCCCUCACGCUCUCUCUCGCUUCUCUCUCGCUCUCUGACAUUACCCCAGACAACCUUUUCUCUCAAUGCCUUUGCGUUAAGCCAGACACCAUGAAAGAGCUGCCCUGGGCCUGUGGCUCUGCCUCAGCCCUUCACACAGUCAGGAACCAUCUGCCAGUUGUCUCCAGCCCUUGCCAGCAAGGAUGUCCAGAGUUUGGUUCUGCAGGAACGUUCCCAGAGCGUGCAGGCAGCACCAACUGGAGCGGCAGGGAGUUGUUGGGUUGGCCUCCUCUUUCUGUUCCUGUCUGUUUUUAACGGUUCAACAAAUACAUGGAUUUUAAAAGUGA